Heterobasidion irregulare TC 32-1 is the source of this 1380-nucleotide messenger RNA. RefSeq lists its product as uncharacterized. Gene Ontology annotation, biological process: secondary metabolite biosynthetic process. The transcript has 8 exons. The record is from RefSeq and is a predicted model, not a curated record. Gene Ontology annotation, molecular function: FAD binding. Lineage: Eukaryota; Fungi; Basidiomycota; Agaricomycetes; Russulales; Bondarzewiaceae. The coding region runs from base 1 to 1380 and encodes 459 amino acids.
AUGCAGUCCAAAUCUCCUAAAUUCCGCGUCGCCAUAUGUGGUGGUGGUGUUGGUGGCCUCAUUCUCGCAUGCGCCUUGUCCAAGUGCCCAGAUAUUCAAAUCGAUGUAUACGAGGCUGCCUCUCGGUUCUCAGAAAUAGGCGUCGGCAUUGGCAUAUGGUGGCGGCCAUGGCAAAUCUUGAGAUCUCUGGGUUUGGAGGACGACUUGUGCCAGCUUCUCGAUUCCAAACCGACAGACAGCAUCAAGCCGACUCUCCAUUACCGGAAGGCUGAUCAGCCCGAGGGUCUAGGUUUCUUCAACAUGAUGUGUCGAGGAGGGCUCCUCACCUUCCAUCGAGCGCAGUUUCACAAUGUUCUACUGAAGCGCCUGUCGCCUCGGUGUCGGACAUAUCUUUCCAAACGCCUGCACUACUAUACGCAGCCUCUGCGCUCGGACGAUCCUGUGCACCUCGUCUUCCAAGAUGGAUCCACUGCCACGUGCGACAUCCUCAUCGGCGCAGAUGGCCUCAAGUCUGCAGUGAGGGCAUCUAUGCUUCACGAACAGGCAAGGGUUGCCGAGUAUCGUGGUCAACAUGCGCAGGCGGCGGACCUCCGCACCCGGAUCGAGCCACGUUGGAGUGGAGUGCUGGUGUAUAGGAUGCUCGUAUCCGCCGAGAAACUCCGCCGCCUGUCGCCUCAUCAUCGCGUGCUCACAGUGCCUACCAUGGUAUCUAUCAUCGCUUUCGCUUUUCGUCGUGAAUCUCAACUUUUCUCUGCACACAUCAUGGCGUACCCUAUAUCUCACGGCCAAUUUAUAAAUAUCGCCGCCUUCGAUGCCGACUACGAUCAGGAAGGUUCGAUCUUCACCGACCCGUGGAUUCAAGAAAGAGAUUCCGGGGAAGUCACAAACUCAUACAAUGACUGGGAGCCUGAGGUGAAACAACUCGUCGGCUGCAUCGAUAAGGGCAAGGUCAAUCGGUGGGUUGUGAACGUCGUCAAACCGUUACCGACGUUUGCUUUCGCCCGCGUCGCACUCCUCGGAGACGCAGCUCAUGCUAUGACACCUUUCACAGGGGCUGGUGCCGGCCAAGCCAUCGAGGAUGCCUGGAUCCUCUCGGCUCUGCUCUCCCACCCCCGCACCACGCUCCGGAACGUCGCGCAAGUGCUGCAGAUCUACUCUCGCGUGCGCCUCCCGCUCGCGUCCCAAGUCGCCGAGCGUUCCCGGCGCAACGGCACGCACUUCUCGCUGUACGAGCCAGGGAACGAGAUUACCACGGCCGGGCUGCCUGAGCUCGGUCAACGGAUAUACCAGAACUUCGAGUGGGCGUGGAAUACGGACCCCGGCGUGGACAUGCGGCGGGCGAUGGAGAUGCUCGAGGCGGAAGUCGGCGGAAAGCUGUGA